Molecule: messenger RNA, 664 nt
Organism: Ectocarpus sp. CCAP 1310/34
Lineage: Eukaryota; Phaeophyceae; Ectocarpales; Ectocarpaceae
Source: the annotation of a GenBank genome assembly
UGACAUCCGAUCGCUCUGCCUGGUGGCACGAGACAUUUUCCUGGACCAGCCGUGCCUCCUUCAGCUGGCCACUCCCAUGAAGAUCUGCGGUGACAUCCACGGGCAGUACUACGACCUCCUCCGGCUGUUCGAUCACGGUGGCCACCCUCCGCACUCCAACUAUCUACUUCUUGGGGACUACGUGGACCGCGGCAAGCACAGCCUGGAGACAAUCUGCCUGCUGCUGUGCUACAAGGUCAAGUACCCGGCCAACUUCUUCCUCCUGAGGGGCAAUCACGAGUCGGCCUCCAUCAACAAGAUGUACGGCUUCUACGACGAAUGCAAGCGCCGGUACUCCACCAAGCUCUGGAGGACAUUCACGGACUGCUUCAACUGUCUCCCCAUAGCCGCCAUCGUGGACGACAAGAUUUUUUGCGCUCACGGCGGACUGUCACCGGAGCUGUUCGACAUGGAACAGAUCAACAGGGUCUCGAGACCGACGGAUGUGCCUGAUACAGGUUUGCUGUGCGACCUGCUUUGGUCAGAUCCCGACCGCGACAUCAUCGGGUGGGGAGAGAACGACAGAGGCGUUUCGUUCACGUUCGGGGAAGACAUCGUCAGGGACUUUCUGGCCUCGCACGACCUCGAUCUGAUCUGCCGAGCCCACCAGGUGACCAUGCGGUAG